Sipha flava (yellow sugarcane aphid) is the source of this 2619-nucleotide messenger RNA. RefSeq names its product endoplasmin homolog (gene Gp93). The record is from RefSeq and is a predicted model, not a curated record. Gene Ontology annotation, biological process: protein folding. The transcript has 9 exons. The coding region runs from base 131 to 2494 and encodes 787 amino acids. Lineage: Eukaryota; Metazoa; Arthropoda; Insecta; Hemiptera; Aphididae. Gene Ontology annotation, molecular function: ATP hydrolysis activity; ATP-dependent protein folding chaperone; ATP binding.
CUAAUAUUCUUUAAUGCAUGUCCACUGUUCGUUCUACUUCAUAUAAUAUUCUUGAUUUUUGAGCUGUUGUUUUGUCGUCAAUUCAUAUUGACAAUUUUCGUUUUAAACCGUUGGCCAACAUCACGUCAGCAUGAUAAAACUCAAGUAUUUAAUACUUGUUGUUUUCAGCUUGUCGUUUUCAAUAAUAAUUGACCGGUCUGUAGCCGAAAGUUUGGAAGGUGAAGGAGAUGUAUUACAAGAGUUUACAGUUUCAUCGACUGUUGAAGGUGCUAGUAAAGAAGGUGCAACUACUGAUGAUAAUGUAGUAGUAGUUGAAGAAGAACGAAUAAAAUUAGAUGGGUUAAAUGCUGCCCAAUUACGAGAGUUAAAAGAACAAGCUGAAAAUUUUACUUUCCAAGCUGAAGUAAAUCGAAUGAUGAAACUGAUUAUCAACUCAUUAUAUAGAAAUAAAGAAAUUUACUUAAGAGAGCUUAUUUCCAAUGCUUCUGAUGCUUUGGACAAAAUUAGGCUAUUAGCAUUGUCUAAUGCUAAUCUUUUGGACGCAACUAAUGAACUUUCAAUAAGAAUAAAGGUAAAUAAAGAAUCCCAGAUGUUGCAUAUAACAGACACGGGUAUUGGUAUGACUCGUGAUGAUCUAGUAAAAAAUUUGGGUACUAUAGCUAAGUCUGGUACAGCUGAAUUUCUAAGUAAUAUAAAUAACGCUGACGGUCAGGAUAAAAAUGUUAAUGAUAUGAUUGGACAAUUUGGUGUUGGAUUUUAUUCUGCUUUUCUUGUUGCUGAUAAAGUUUUAGUAACAACUAAACAUAAUGAUGAUAAACAAUAUAUUUGGGAAUCUGAUGCUAAUAGCUUUUCCAUUGUCGAAGAUCCUAGAGGACCAACUCUUAAGAGAGGCACACAAAUAAGUUUACAAUUGAAAAAAGAAGCUCUUGAUAAUUUAGAAUUAGAUACUCUAAAAAAUUUAGUGAAAAAAUACUCACAAUUUAUCAAUUUCCCUAUUUAUUUGUGGUCAAGCAAAACUGAAACUGUAGAAGAACCAAUUGAAGAAGAAGAAACAGAAACAGAAAAAGAAGAGAAAUCAGAAGAAGAUGGUGCAGUUGAAGAUGCUAAAGAAGAAGAAAAACCAAAAACCAAAAAAGUUGACAAAACAGUUUGGGACUGGGAAAUACUUAAUGAUCAUAAACCUAUUUGGACUCGUAAACCUGAUCAAGUAGAAGAAAAUGAAUAUACUGAAUUUUAUAAAGCACUGACUAAAGAUACUAAAGAUCCAUUAACCUAUACACAUUUUAAUGCAGAAGGUGAAGUAUCAUUUAAAUCGUUGCUGUAUGUUCCAUCUGCUCAACCAUCAGAUACGUUUAACAAAUAUGGCACAGUUACUGAUAACAUUAAACUUUAUGUUAGAAGAGUUUUUAUAACCGAUGAAUUUACUGAUUUAUUGCCCAAGUAUUUAAGUUUCCUUCAAGGAAUAGUUGACUCUGAUGAUUUACCACUGAAUGUAUCUAGAGAAGUAUUACAGCAACACAAAUUGCUCAAAAUUAUUAGGAAAAAACUGAUUCGUAAAGCUUUAGAUAUGCUUAAAAAAUUAGAUGAAGAAUCAUAUAAAAAGUUCUGGGCUGAAUACUCAACAAACAUUAAAUUGGGCAUAAUUGAAGAUCCAUCCAAUAGAGCUCGUCUAGCGAAAUUGUUACGUUUCCAAUCAUCUGUUGAAGAAAUUCCUACAUCAUUGGCAGACUAUGUGAAACGUAUGAAUGAGAAGCAAGAACAUAUUUACUAUAUUGCUGGUUCCAGUAGAGCUGAACUCGAACGUUCCCCUUUUGUCGAGGGAAUUAUUCGCAAAGGAUAUGAAGUAUUAUAUUUAAUUGAAGCUGUAGAUGAAUACACAUUAUCAGCUAUUCCAGAAUUUGAAGGUAAAAAGUUCCAAAAUGUGGCUAAAGAAGGUGUUACACUUGCUGAAAAUAAAGAAAAGGCUGAAGAAUUGAAAAAACAAUUUGAACCACUAACAAAAUGGCUUGGUGAACAUGGUCUAAAAGAUAUGAUUUCUAAGGCAGUUGUAUCUGACCGUUUGGCUGAAUCUCCAUGUGCCCUUGUUGCUGGAAUGUUUGGAUGGACUGGUAACAUGGAAAGAUUAGCUCUAUCUAAUGCUCAUCAAAAAGCUGAUGAUCCACAAAGAGAGUUUUAUUUAAAACAACGGAAAUCUCUUGAAAUAAACCCUCGCCAUCCUCUUAUUAAAGAUUUGUUAAGAAGAGUUCGAGAUGAUCCUGAAGACCCAAAGGCAAAAGAAAUUGCUGUUAUGUUGUUUAGAACAGCUACAUUAAGAUCAGGAUUUAUGCUCCAAGAAUCUGCAGACUUUGCUGAAAGCGUUGAAGCUUUAAUGAAACAGUCAUUAGGAAUUCCUUUGGAUGAGAAAGUAAGUUAUGAUGAUGAUGAACCUAUUGCUGAUCAGCAAAUAGAAGAAGAAGAAGAAAAAGAAGAAUCACCUGAACACGAGGAAUUAUAAAAAAGAUAAAUAAUAUAUUUUAAAGAUGGACUGUAUCAGUUUAUCUAAUUAUAAGUCUGAUUUGCAACAUUUUUGCAUAUUAUUCGAAUAAGUAAUGUAUUUAUUAUAUCAUCAAUUUACCAGUA